This is a messenger RNA of Raphanus sativus (radish), 561 nucleotides long. Its product is annotated as protein SMALL AUXIN UP-REGULATED RNA 51. The record is from RefSeq and is a predicted model, not a curated record. The transcript is spliced from 2 exons. Gene Ontology annotation, biological process: response to auxin. The coding region runs from base 53 to 358 and encodes 101 amino acids. Lineage: Eukaryota; Viridiplantae; Streptophyta; Magnoliopsida; Brassicales; Brassicaceae.
UCUCUUUAUUAUCCAUAAGAAGAAGAAGAAAAAAAAUAGAAGGAGGAUAUAUAUGGGAGUAGAAAGGGGAAGUGGUAAGGGGCUGAAGCAGAUGCUAAAGAGAUGUUCGAGCUUGGGAAAGAAAAGCAACGUGCACGUCAACAACUCUAACGGCGUCCCCAAAGGUCACUUCGUCGUUUACGUUGGUCUCUCCAGAUCCCGACACGUUAUUCCUAUCUCCUUCCUCACGCACCCCAUCUUUCAGAUGUUGCUGCGUCAAUCCGAGGAAGAGUUUGGGUUCUACCAAGACAAUGGGAUAACCAUUCCAUGUGAUGAAGACUUCUUUCUCUCUCUCAUCUUCUCCAUUAAUAAGCCUUGACAAGACAUAUAUGAACAUGCUACCUCCUUCUUUGCUGAUUAAACUCGUGUAUGUGUAACCACUUGUGUUUAUAUAUCCUUUCUCUCGGUUCUCAUGUAUAAAUAGUGCAUGUCAUUUGAGAGGAGUAUCUACGUCGCGUACCUACUUUUCUAACCUCGUUUUCUUUGAGUUCUAAAAUAAAAUUAAAGCUAGGGUUUUUUCUC